AUGCAGCCACGAGCCAAGGGAGACGACUCCACAACAGUGGAGCACGAUGAACAGGGCACGACCCUUGAUGUCGACACCCUCACCGUGGAGGAACCCUCCUACGGCCCGAACGGCAUCCGAGGGCUCUUCAGCUCAGGCUACGUUCUAGGGGCCGCAUUUCUGGCCUCACUCGGCGGUUUCAGCUUCGGAUAUGACCAGGGUGUCAUCUCAGUGAUCAACGUCAUGCCGCAAUUCCACGCAGCCAUUCCGGGAUCAGCGAGCGAGUUCGGUAAGGGCUUUAUGACCGGCAUGUUGCUCCUCGGCGCCUUUGUGGGCUGCAUCUUCAUGCCGUACCUGGCGGAUAAGAUCUCCCGCAAGUGGGCGUUGACAGUCGUCGUGGUGAUUUUCGACAUCGGGGCGAUCAUCCAGACGUCCGCCCAGAGCUACGGGAUGUUAGUCGCAGGGAGGGCUAUUGGUGGGAUUGGAGUUGGUACGCUAGCCAUGGGCGCACCGCUGUAUAUCUCAGAGAUCUCGCCGCCAAACCUACGAGGAACCCUGUUGGUGCUAGAAUCCAUCUGCCUCGUUUCGGGCUCAGUCAUUGCGUAUUGGAUCACAUUCGGGAUGAGACUGGUGGACAGCGAGGCCUCGUUCCGUGUUCCCUUUGGGCUGCAGAUGGUCAGCGCCACGCUGCUCGGAGUUGGCAUCCAUUUCUUCCCCUACUCCCCGCGGUGGCUGGCUCUGGUGGACCGUCCCGAGGACUGCCUGAAGAGUAUCAGUAAGCUGCGCGGCCUGCCCACGACCGACACGAAGGUCCAGGCGGAGUUCCAAGCCAUCAUGACGGAAAUUCGGAUCCAGAAGCUCACCGAAGAACGCCUGCGUCCCGGUGUAACCGGCUUCAAGCGAGAAGCGGCCCUAUGGAUGAGCUUGUUCAGCCGGCGCACCUGGAAACGCACCGCCGUCGGCAUCGGAGCAGGAUUUUUCCAACAGUUCAGCGGUGUCAACGCUUUUGUAUACUACGCCCCGACGCUCAUGACGACCAUCGGCCAGACCGGCGAGAUGUCAUUGAUCCUAUCCGGGGUCUUCGAUUGUCUGCAGCUCGUCACCGUGCUGGUCUGUUUCGUGACCAUCGACAGGAUCGGUCGGCGGCCGCUGGCGAUCUUCGGGGGCUUUGGCAUGGGCGUCUGCUAUAUUAUCAUCGCGGCCCUGACGGCGGUCUAUGGGCCGGGCUGGUCCAACGAGUCGGCGGGGUGGGCCUGCGUAGCGAUGGCCUUCCUGUUCAUGCUCAUCUAUGGAAACACCUACUCGCCCCUUGGCUGGGCUCUGCCGUCCGAGGUCUUCCCGACGGCCCUACGGUCCAAGGGCGUCGCGCUGUCGACCUGUGUCAACUGGCUAUCGAACUUCGUGGUGGGGAUUGUGACACCGGCGAUGAUAUCGAAUAUCACGUACGGGACCUAUAUCUUCUUUGCGGCAUUUUGUGUUCUUGCGGGGGUGUGGGCGUUCUUGCUCGUGCCCGAGACGAGCGGGAAGACGCUGGAGCAGAUCGACGAAAUGUUUGGGGACGGUGGCUACCACAUUAACAGAGAAGCAGAAUGCUAG
This is a messenger RNA of Aspergillus aculeatinus CBS 121060, 1575 nucleotides long. RefSeq names its product sugar porter family MFS transporter. Gene Ontology annotation, biological process: transmembrane transport; carbohydrate transport. The transcript has 3 exons. The record is from RefSeq and is a predicted model, not a curated record. Gene Ontology annotation, cellular component: membrane. Gene Ontology annotation, molecular function: carbohydrate:proton symporter activity. NCBI's taxonomy places the organism in Eukaryota, Fungi, Ascomycota, Eurotiomycetes, Eurotiales, Aspergillaceae. Bases 1 to 1575 code for a protein of 524 amino acids.